Messenger RNA from Caenorhabditis elegans, 586 nucleotides. RefSeq names its product Protein quiver (gene F26F2.8). Lineage: Eukaryota; Metazoa; Nematoda; Chromadorea; Rhabditida; Rhabditidae. The record is from RefSeq and is marked reviewed. The coding region runs from base 30 to 533 and encodes 167 amino acids. The transcript is spliced from 5 exons.
GCAUUUUACAAAAUUUUCCAGUGGAAAAAAUGCUGAACUUCCUGCUCUACUCAAUGCUUUUCACAUCGUCAGCUGAAGCUAUCAAUUGUUGGAGUUGUGCCAGUGACAAUAUGAAGGAGAAUUUUCUCACAAAACAACGCGGACCCUCAGGCAGAGUUCAGCUACCGAAAACGUUCUCAGACGAUUGUAACGGAUCGACUAAUAUUAUAAAGGAUCGAAGUACAGACGACUGUGGUCCGGGUGGAAUGUGUAUGAAAUGGACACAGGCCGUCAAUAAUUCAGGUACAAUGAGCUGGAUGACGUUCCGCGGCUGCUACAACAAAAUGUUUAAUUUAAAUGAUCCAUCCGUGUUUAAACCACCAAAUCACAGUUUUUGCACACACUCUGAGGUCCCGCUGGCCUGCCUCUCAGAUUCUUCAGUUAUCGAGGACACGUGUUGGUGCCAGGGGAAUUUCUGCAAUUUUUCCGAGUCUAAUUUGAAUUUUAAAUUAAUUUUCGUGUUUUUCUCGCUUUUUUAUUUGAUUUUUCGAUGAAAAUCGGCUUUGAAACAUAUUAAUAAAUUUAUUAGACUUGUAAAUCAAAAUCG